AUGGCUGCGGCCCUCGUGUCCACGCAGACGUCGGCACCUCAACCCCAUGAGGUCUUCCCAGCCAGCUCGGUGAUCGAGCUCUGCGGCGCAGCGGUGCUGCGCACGGCGGAGGACCUCAACUCCGAGAAUUGCGGCGAGCUGGAGCAGGGACAGGCAUGUUUUGUUCUGGGCCAUGGCACUUCGCCAGACAGCCGGCGGUUGCAGGUCUACGUUGUCGGCAAAGGCCUGCGCGGCUGGAUCAGUUGCGUGGCAAAGUCCGGGAGGAAGCUGGUGACGAUGAUUGGACCUCCAGGCUCAGACGUUGCAGCCGGUGCUGCAGGCGAGUUCCAGGCCAUCGCGGGUGCGGCCAUGGCCGGUACAUGCGGAGGUUCCCCUCGGUCUGGCAGUAUCUUCAGUGCCGCGCCGGCCAUGCCGAUGCUCACGCAGCAAAGCCAAUCCUCUGCGUGCACUGCGUGCAUGGGAUGCCAAAGUCAAAGCGUUGCGCCUGCCAUGCCCAUGCCGGCCAUGCCAGCUUGCGGGACGAUGCGAAGCAAUCACUCGGCCUGUGUUGGUCAAGCCAUACAAAGCCAGGGUGCGAUGCCUGCAAUGCCGGGAGUUGGGACAAUGCAGAGCCAAAGUGCGAUGCAGGCGUGGAGCCCCGCAGCCGCGGUCCAGAGCCAAGCUUCAAGCUACUCAGCAGGUGGGUGCCAAGUCGACAUGGCUCCGGGUUGUUGCGGCUUCUCGGCAGCUUCCGAUGCCCCGGAGGUGCAGGGCCGCGGAAAUGCCAUGCCCGCUGUCUCGGCACCGGCACCUCCGUACUCCCGAGGCUCUAGCACCAUCAACUCGGGCAGCGGGGGCCAGUUUCCUCCAGGCUGUCGAGUGGCCGUCCUUGACGAGAUGGUCAUGCGAGCAGAGGAAUCCCUGAAGAGCCAGCAGCUCGCAGUGCUGGAAGAGGGCACUUUGCUGGACGUGGUGGGCUCUGGCUCAGAGCCCGGGACCCGCCGGCUUUACGUGAGACACCAGUCAGGUACCCUUGGCUGGAUCAGCUUCGUAGCGCAGUCGGGGCGACCCUUGGUGGCCUUGGCGGCUGCCGAGGUGGCCCCCCCGGCCUUUGCCGCGAUGCCAUCCACCCGAUCGCGGUCCACGAGUGCUGCGCCCAUCGGCACCGCAUCCGCAUCGAUCUUUUCGGCGCAGGAGGCGCCCGUGGAGCACGGCGUGUCGAUCCCGAUGCCAGCGACGGGCGUGGCUAGCGUGGCUAGCGUGGCGAGCCGCGUGAGCAGCCGCGUUUCGUAUCACCCGCAGGUGAUCACCCAGGAGGUGGAGCCAGCGGGCAAGCAGUGGCUACGGCGGCAGAAAGCACAGGACCUCCGCGAGGAGGCGCCCAAGAGAUUUUUGGUGGAUAAUCGCUUGCUCCAUGCGGGCACGGACGGCGUGAAUUAUCGUUUUUCGAAAGAUCUGGAGGACAUCGACUUGAGCUGCACGGCUUUGUGGGGCUCUGUCGUCGAGGGCGUGGAUGAAGGGGACGGCUGGCUCUGCGUCUCCGGCGAGCUUUAUCUGCCCAUGCAGCUGGCGGGCGUGCCGAUCCUCACAAUCGAGGAGUCUCCCUGGGCACUUGCAGGGCUGCAGGUGGUGGAGGCUUUCCCCAUUGGCAGCGCGGUGCUCAUGCUCGAGGCAGCCAUUAUGAGGGCUGCCGAGGACCUGCGAAGCACAGCAAUCUGUCAGUUGGAGAAGGAGCAAAGGAUGCAGAUCCUUGGUUACGGCGCAGGUGCCCGCAACCGCAGGCUCUUCGUGCAGGACCCAGUGUCUGGGCAGGACGGCUGGAUCAGCUUCGUCUCCCAGACGGGAAAGCUGCUGGUAGCACCGUUGGAUCAUUCCCCCGAGCAGAUGCAGAAGGUGGCAACGAUGAUUACCACCCGACAGCAGCUGGAGAGCUCGGAUGGCCAGGGGGCCUCCGUGUCAAUGGAGGUCGCACAAGCUCAGGAGGAGCCAGCUCCGCAGGAGCAGGAAGCCUUCCUCGUUGACAACCGGGCUUUCAAGGCGGACUCUGACGGGGUCGGCUACCGAGCUUCUCCUGAUCUGGAGGACAAGGUCGUCCCUGCUAGAACAGCCUUGUGGGGCACGGUGGUUCAUGGCGUCGCCUAUGACGAGGGAUGGCUGAGGGUCGGCGCCUAUUACCUCCCAAUGGCCCUGAAGGGCAUCCGGGUGCUGACCCCAGAGGCCCAAUCGUACAUUUGCAUCGACCCGAAGGGUGCGAGCACCUACUUCCAGCCGGGAGCGCCCUCGGAGUCUGGACAGGACUUGAAGAAAGACGCGGCGACAUGCGAAGACCUGUCUGAGAAUAACACGGAGCGCGAGGUGCACUUGCCCUCCACCUCGCUGACAGCUCUGACGCAACUCCAGGACUCGUUGAAGACUCCUGCCGGCCUUCUCUUGGACAUCGCGGACUGCGGCGAGUUCAAGUUCUCGGAGCUCUUCACGAAGAUGCUGGCAGAGCUGGGUGGCACAAUGGCUGGCAGCAUUUUGCAAGAGGUGGAGCUGCUCCUGCACGACCAUCCCUAUGUCACCCAGGAGCUGAAGCGUAGAAGCAUCUCCUGUUAUCCGUGCCUGCGACCGCUCCAGUUCUGGCAGGAGCGCACACCGUCCAAGGACGACGCAGUGGGUGAGGCCAUCGAGGUCUUUGUUUGCUCUGCAAGUGGGGAGAGCCAGGAGCAGCCCUCCCUGGCCUUGGCGCGGCUCUCCAAGAAGGAGACGAUGGUCUGCUUCGAAGACGACGAGGGGGGGGGCGAGAUCCGCUUCGCAGCAGUGGUGAUUUGUGAUCGCACCUCCGCGACACAGGGCCAGGCCCUCGCGCGCCUGAUUGCUACGACCUUCAUGGAUGAGGAGUUCGUGUCGGUGGCACGGUCCGCCCCGAGGUCUCCACUCAUCCUGGGAGCGUUAGAUGCCCACCUGGCGCAGCUUACCAUCGCCGGUCCCGACGGUGAAGCUGAACAAGGCGGCCAAACGCGCGUCGGGAACCCACAGCCCAAGAGGAGAUUACUUGCUCUCCCACUCCCUGGUGUCGGGCAUCCAGAGAAGGAUGAGUCCGGGCCCCCGGCCGUCGGAAACUUGCUCCGGCAAACCUGCAAGCGCAGGAAGCCAGGCUGGGGCCCCGGGCGCAACUCCGAUGCCUCGAAAGAGUCCAUCGACGAGGUGGCGCCUCCCACCAGCUACUUCAUCGAGGUCGAUCGGAAGGAGGAGGACGAAGAGGAGUGGAAGAUGGAGCGCUGCCUGAGACAAGGACUCGAAGUCGAUCUCUUCGUGAAGGCUGAUACGCCCCACUUACCGAAGGUGAGUUGCCAUGGCUUGCAGCUGGUAAAGAGGUGUGUCGUCCAAGACUCCGUGGCGAUCGACGUGAUUGCAAGCAAUCCAGGCACUGCCAUUGAUGCCGUGCUCGAGCGGCUCACCAUGUCGGGCUUGCCGGAAGCCGCAGCUGGGCAGGUCACCAAGGCUCUGCUGACCCGAGCCAGGGAUGGAGUCCAGAAGGACUCCCAGGCCAGGCCAGCGCUAGUGGACCCCGCACAGGGUGACGAGGCGUGCUUGGUCCUGACGCUCUUGAACGACCAGAUACCUGCGAGCAGCAGUAUCUGUGCGGCCUUUGUGCGCUUGAAGGUUGCCUUGCCCAUGAAUUUCGCGGCGAACACCCCUGUGAGAUUCUUGAUUGCGCUGGCGUGCCACAGUGACCGGGAGAAUGACUUGACGGAGGUCAGCGAGAGCUUAGCGGCCCUUGCAGUUGACGAGGACUUGAUCCUCAAGAUGGCCCGGGCAAAGGAUGCCUCCGCCUUCGUGGCGGCCUUCGACAGCAGACUGGGGGAGAUCGUGCUGUUGCCCCACGCGCACGUGCACUCUCGGCGGAACUUCGAAGAUGACGUCCUGCUCUCACCGAAGGCCUGGGAACGCGUGCGGAGCCAUGCCAGGGUACCAGGGUCCCGGACUUCCGGCCGCAGUCUCUUUCGUCAACAGGGCGCGGUGCCGCAGUCACCGAAGUCGGUGCGGAUGAAGCGACGGCCCUCCAUGGACGAGGCGCGGUUUUCCCCUUCUGUCUUUCGGUUCUUGUGA
This is a messenger RNA of Symbiodinium sp. CCMP2592, 4074 nucleotides long. The record is from the annotation of a GenBank genome assembly. Lineage: Eukaryota; Dinophyceae; Suessiales; Symbiodiniaceae.